UGUGACCUUGACCCGAGAUAUAUUUGUGAUAGUCAACAAAGACUCAAACGAGAGUACUAGAAUCAUCAAUGAGUAGGUAACCAAAACAUAUAACACGACACCAUUUCAUUACCAUUCUUCGCUCACACGUUCAACAUUUUUCUUCACACAGAAUCCCCAAAUUCAAGACAUACUCCAAUCUAUUCACUCUCAAAUUAGGGUUCUUUUAAUCCCACCCUAAUCUUGCUCAAACCAAUCGAUUAUCAUGGCUAAAUCAGUUCUAGGGUUUCUGUUCUUCACUUGUUUCUACUAUCAAUCAGUAAUGGGUCGAUUUGUAGUGGAAAAGAACAGCUUAACUGUCUCAUCACCUGAUAGCAUAAAGGGUAAUCACGACAGUGCGAUCGGAAACUUCGGGAUUCCGCAGUACGGCGGUAGUAUGGCCGGUACGGUGUCGUAUCCUAAAGAAAAUCGAAAAGGGUGUCGGAAAUUUGAUGAAUUUGGGAUUUCUUUUAAGGCAAAGCCUGGGACUUUGCCCACUUUUGUGUUGGUUGAUCGUGGAGAUUGUUUUUUCGCUUUAAAGGUUUGGAACGCGCAAAACGCCGGUGCAUCCGCGGUUCUUGUAGCAGACGACAUCGAAGAAGCGCUAAUAACUAUGGAUACACCCGAAGAGGACGUUGCUUCCGCAAAGUAUAUCGAAAACAUAACAAUCCCAUCCGCCCUGAUUUCCAAAAGCUUCGGUGAAAAAUUGAAAAAAGCGAUCAGUGAUGGAGAAAUGGUAAACGUGAAUCUCGAUUGGAGAGAAUCCGUGCCACAUCCAGAUGAUCGUGUCGAAUACGAACUUUGGACGAACAGCAACGACGAAUGUGGAGUUAAAUGCGACAUGUUAAUGGAUUUUGUGAAAAAUUUCAAGGGGGCGGCGCAGAUUCUCGAAAAGGGCGGGUACACGUUAUUUACGCCUCAUUAUAUAACAUGGUAUUGCCCGCAAGCGUUCACGAUAAGCAAACAGUGCAAAUCGCAGUGUAUAAAUCAUGGAAGGUAUUGCGCUCCGGAUCCCGAACAAGAUUUUAGCUCGGGUUACGAGGGGAAAGAUGUGGUUAUUGAAAAUUUAAGGCAGUUGUGUGUGUUUAAAGUGGCGAAUGAGACAAAUAAGCCGUGGGUGUGGUGGGAUUAUGUCACUGAUUUUCAAAUAAGAUGCCCAAUGAAAGAGAAGAAGUAUAAUAAGGAGUGUGCUGAUGCGGUUAUCAAAUCCUUAGGGCUUGAUUCGAGGAAAAUUGAGAAGUGUAUGGGGGAUCCUAAUGCGGAUUCGGAUAAUCCUCUGCUUAAAGAAGAACAAGAUGCUCAAAUUGGAAAAGGAUCAAGAGGUGAUGUGACCAUAUUGCCUACACUGGUUGUCAAUAAUCGACAAUACCGAGGAAAGUUGGAGAAAGGUGCUGUUUUGAAGGCCAUUUGUGCUGGUUUUGAAGAAACAACCGAGCCAGCUGCUUGUCUUAGUGACGAUGUGGAAACAAACGAGUGUUUGGAGAACCAUGGUGGCUGUUGGCAUGACACAAAAACCAAUGUAACCGCAUGCAAGGAUACUUUUCGUGGGAGAGUUUGUGAAUGUCCGUUGGUUGAUGGAGUACAAUUUAAAGGAGAUGGUUAUACCUCAUGUGAAGCAAGCGGGCCCGGACGUUGCAAGAUCAACAAUGGAGGAUGUUGGCAUGAAACCCGAAAUGGGGUGUCAUACUCUGCUUGCUCGGAUAGCGGUAAUGGUAAAUGCACAUGCCCUCCUGGAUUUAAAGGUGACGGUGUCAAUAGUUGUACAGAUAUUGAUGAAUGCAAAGAGAAGAAAGCGUGUCAGUGCCCUGAAUGCAGUUGCAAGAAUACAUGGGGAAGCUAUGAUUGCGCUUGUAGCGGUGAUCUUUUGUAUAUGAGAGACCAUGAUACUUGCAUAAGUAAAAGAGUUGCUGAAGCUAAAUCCGCAUGGACCGCUUUUUGGAUCAUUAUACUAGGCUUGGCCGUGGCUGCAGCCGGUGCAUAUCUUGUCUACAAGUAUAGAAUAAGGACUUACAUGGACUCGGAGAUUAGAGCUAUAAUGGCGCAGUACAUGCCUUUGGACAACCAAAGUGAAGUUGUGAAUCAUGUGAGUGAGGAUCGCGCUUGAAAUCAAGAUUCAUGUUUGAUUUAUCGGGACUAUGGAGAUGUUUUGAUGGUCAUGUCCUACAUCCGACCGAUGAACUCAUAAGAUGUUUUAUGCACAUUUGUGUACCAUGAUAGGUGAUAGAGAAGUGUAGAAAACUUGUAAACUUGGAGUGUGCGAUUUCUUUUUCAGGGUUUAAGUUUGUCCGUUGUAUUUGUCCUUGGCUAAUCGGGUUCAUUGCGGCUCA
Messenger RNA from Helianthus annuus (common sunflower), 2345 nucleotides. Its product is annotated as vacuolar-sorting receptor 3. The record is from RefSeq and is a predicted model, not a curated record. Gene Ontology annotation, molecular function: calcium ion binding. Lineage: Eukaryota; Viridiplantae; Streptophyta; Magnoliopsida; Asterales; Asteraceae. The coding region runs from base 245 to 2122 and encodes 625 amino acids. The transcript has 11 exons.